GCCAUUUCGUGGUGGUAAAUGCCACCAGAUGGCAGUUUAGGAUUGCUUCUCUCCUGAAAGGCGCGGUUCCGCUUCAGGUCUAAAUUACAAUAUAAAACAUAACGUAUUCUGGCAUUAAAUUGGACCAAUUAUCGCCGGGGCGCGCUGUGGAGACUCUUUCGGCGGGCAAAAGGGUCUGUGACCUGAGUGAAUGGAGGUGUUUGCAGCCUGUUCUGACUGAAUUAUCUUACUGGAGCGCAGGAGAAGCAGGAGGCUUUCUGACACCCUCGCUCCUGCUCUGGAUAAAGUGUCUACAGUAAAAAGCCUGUACCUGAAUAAAGAGCCAGGAUGAUUAACUCAGAGUUCCCUGUUUUACAGGACUCCUCUAAUGAGUCUGGGCAGGGAGACACUGUGAGCCUGAGCCUGAGUGUCAGUGAGCUGGAGGACACUGGAGAGGGAAAAGGCAAAAAGAAGAGAGGAAGGCCAGGAAGACAGCAAGCGUCCAAUAAGAAGGCCCGCAAAUCUCCGGUUGACAAGGGGGGAAGGAGGCCUAAUGGCAUGGCCCAGCAGAAUGGAGAAGGUGGGGACCCUAGCACACUGUUUGAGGUGGUCAAAAUGGGCAAGAGUGCUAUGCAGUCAGUCGUUGAUGACUGGAUUGAAUCGUACAAGCAGGAUAGAGAUAUGGCUCUUCUGGAUUUGAUCAACUUCUUCAUUCAGUGCUCGGGGUGUAAAGGUACGGUUAGAAUUGAGAUGUUCAGAAACAUGCAGAAUGCAGAAAUUAUUAGAAAGAUGACUGAGGAGUUUGACGAGGAUAGCGGGGACUACCCUCUCACAAUAGCUGGCCCACAGUGGAAGAAGUUCCGCUACAACUUCUGCGAGUUUAUUGGCGUUCUGAUCCGUCAGUGUCAGUACAGCAUCAUCUAUGAUGAGUACAUGAUGGACACAGUCAUUUCCCUCCUCACCGGCCUUUCAGACUCACAGGUCCGAGCCUUCAGACACACCAGCACACUCGCAGCUAUGAAGCUUAUGACAGCCCUGGUGAACGUAGCACUGAACCUGAGCAUCAACCAGGACAACACACAGAGACAGUACGAAGCUGAGCGCAACAAGGUUGCUGGGAAAAGAGCCACAGAUAAGCUAGAACUGCUGCUGGAGAAAAGGAAAGAGCUUCAAGAGAACCAAGAUGAGAUUGAGAACAUGAUGAACUCUAUCUUCAAGGGUAUUUUCGUUCACCGCUACAGAGAUGCUAUUGCUGAGAUCAGAGCUAUCUGCAUUGAGGAGAUUGGUGUGUGGAUGAAGCUGUACAGUGAUGCCUUCCUGAAUGACAGCUAUUUGAAGUAUGUGGGCUGGACAUUGCACGAUAGGCAAGGAGAAGUCCGACUCAAGUGCCUCAAAGCACUUCAGACACUGUACACAAACAGAGGGCUCUUCCCCAAGCUAGAGCUCUUCACGAAUCGCUUUAAGGACCGCAUUGUGUCUAUGACACUAGAUAAAGAGUACGAUGUGGCAGUGGAGGCCAUCCGGCUAGUGACUCUGAUACUGCAUGGCAGUGAGGACGCCCUCUCUAAUGAAGACUGUGAAAACGUCUACCACCUGGUCUACUCCGCCCAUCGUCCCGUGGCUGUGGCAGCAGGAGAGUUCCUUCACAGGAAGCUGUUUAGUAGACACGACCCCCAGGCAGAGGAGGCUCUCGCUAAGCGGCGGGGCAGGAAUAGCCCUAAUGGCAACCUCAUCAGGAUGCUGGUGCUUUUCUUCCUUGAAAGUGAGUUGCACGAGCAUGCAGCGUAUCUGGUAGACAGCCUGUGGGACAGCUCGCAGGAGCUGCUUAAGGACUGGGACUGCAUGAUCGAGCUUCUGCUGGAGGAACCUGUACAGGGAGAAGAAGUGCUGGGAGACAGGCAUGAGAGCGCUCUGAUUGAGCUCAUGGUCUGCACCAUCAGGCAGGCUGCCGAGGCUCACCCACCUGUCGGCCGAGGAACAGGGAAGAGGGUUCUCACCGCCAAAGAAAAGAAGACCCAGGUUGACGAUAAGAAUAAACUCACUGAGCACUUCAUCAUUGCUCUUCCAAUGCUACUGUCCAAGUAUCAAGCAGAUGCUGAAAAAGUAGCCAACCUCCUGCAGAUCCCACAGUAUUUUGACCUGGAGGUCUACAGCUCUGGGCGAAUGGAGAAGCACUUAGACGCCCUGCUGAAGCAAAUCCGGGUGGUGGUGGAGAAACAUACGGAGACGGAGGUACUGGAAGCCUGCAGUAAGACCUACAGCAUUUUGUGCAGUGAAGAGUACACCAUCAUGAACCGCGUGGACAUCGCCCGCAGCCAGCUUAUUGAUGAGCUCACAGAUCGCUUUAGCCACUCUGUGGAGGACCUGCUGCAAGAGGGGGAUGAGGCUGAUGAUGAUGACAUCUACAAUGUCCUCUCAUCUCUAAAGAAACUCACUGCUUUCCAUAAUGCUCAUGACCUCACAAAAUGGGACUUAUUUAAGAACUGCUACCGGUUACUGAAGAUGGGAAUAGAACAAGGGUCCAUGCCAGAGCAGAUUGCUGUUCAGGCUCUCCAGUGUUCACAUUACUCAAUCCUGUGGCAGCUGGUCCGGAUCACAGAGGGAUCUCCGUCCAAGGAUGACCUUGUUGCCCUAAGAAGAGUUGUGAAGUCGUUCCUAGCUGUGUGCCAGCAGUGCCUGUCAAAUGUAAACACUCCUGUGAAAGAGCAGGCCUUCAUGUUGCUUUGUGACCUGCUGAUGAUCUUCAGCCACCAGCUAACAACAGGAAGCAGAGAAGCCCUGCAGCCAUUGGUCUUCAACCCGGACAACACCCUGCAGAGUGAGCUCCUCACCUUUGUCCUGGACCACGUCUUCAUCGACCAGGAUGACGAGAACCAGAGCAUGGAGGGUGAUGAGGAAGAUGAAGCAAAUAAAAUUGAGGCUUUGCACAAGAGGAGGAAUCUGCUAGCAGCUUUCAGCAAGCUUAUCAUAUAUGACAUUGUGGACAUGCCUGCAGCAGCUGACAUCUUUAAACACUAUAUGAAGUACUACAAUGACUACGGAGACAUCAUCAAAGAAACACUGAGCAAGACAAGACAGACAGACAAGAUCCAGUGUGCCAAAACGCUUAUACUCAGUUUGCAACAGCUCUUUAAUGAGCUUGUGCAGGAUCAGGGGCCUAAUCUGGACCGAACCUCUUCUCACGUGAGUGGCAUUAAAGAGCUGGCCCGCCGCUUCGCUCUCACUUUUGGACUGGACCAGAUCAAAACCAGGGAGGCAGUAGCAACGUUGCACAAGGAUGGAAUUGAUUUUGCCUUCAAGUUCCCCAACCCCAAAGGAGCAGAGUAUCCUCCCCCAAACUUGGCUUUUCUGGAAGUGCUGUGCGAGUUCUCUUCCAAGCUACUCCGGCAGGAUAAAAAGACUGUGCACUCGUACUUGGAGAAGUUCAUGACGGAAUACAUGAUGGAGCGGAGAGAGGACGUGUGGCUACCACUGAUCGCCUACAGGAACUCUUUGCUAACAGGAGGAGAUGAGGACCGUAUGUCCGUCACAACAGGCAGCACCACCAGCAGAGCCAGCACAGUACGCAGCAAGAGAGGACGACCGCCACUGCACAAGAAACGUCCAGACGCAGACGAAAGUGUUGACGGCUCAUGGGUAAUGCGCAACGACACCAUUCAGACACCUGGAGGUCUGCAGACACCACAGCUUACUUCCACAGUGCUAAGAGAGAACCCACGACAAGCAGCAGAACACAUCCCAGAGCAAGACUCCUCAGAGCCUGGCUCAGAACCUGACUACAUUCACAAUCCACAGAUGCAGAUGUCAUGGCUUGACCAGCAGAAGAUAGAGGACGUGAACAGAAAAGAGCGGGGCGGCAUGAACUAUAUGAAGGCGCGGAGCGGAGGCGUAAGGCAACAAGUACGUGGCUUAAUGGAAGAUGACGCAGAGCCCAUCUUCGAGGACGUGAUGAUGUCAUCGCGUGGCCAGUUGGAGGACAUGAACGAGGAGUUUGAAGAUACUAUGGUGAUAGAUCUGCCACCAUCAAGAAACAGACGAGAGAGAGCUGAACUCAGACCGGACUUUUUUGACUCUACGGCAAUUAUAGAAGAUGAUUCUGGAUUUGGUAUGCAGAUGUUUUGAAGCGAACUGCAAAUUCUGUGGGGGAAUUGCAACCAGCAGUGUUGUUUCUCCAACCAAGCAGCACCAACGUGUUUUAAGAAUCACAUGUUCGAAAUUAUUUUCAAGCAAAAAAGACUCUUGUGCUUUUCUCAGUGAUAAAGUCACAGUCACAUGUUUGACACAGAGUAAAUGUUUGGUGAUCAUACUGAGUUUUAGUGAGGACCAGUGUGUGAAUCUUCUGUCUGUCCAACUCUUCAGUUUUACCAUGGUACACAUGGCCCAUAACGUUUCUUUUUUUUGUUUUGUUCUGUUCUGUUUUUGUUUUGUAGCGUUCCUGUAUAAAUUUCUCCCUUUUUAUCAAGUCCCUGAAAAGCGUUACAUAUUUUAACAGUUUUAAUAUGAUUGUGUGAAAUUCAUGUACAUACUGUAUGGUUUUAUGUAAUGUCACAGCACGUUCGGGUUGAGCACCACAUAGGAGCUCAAUGAAUUUCUCCUACUUCAAAUGUGGGGGACACACAUCAUACAAACACAAACAAGAGGAACAUGGAAUUACAGAGGUUUCAACAGCAGCAUUUACGUUCUUAACCUGGUUUGUCUUUGUUUUUCUCAAAUGGAAUAUUAACAGCUUGCCAGUUUACAUUUUACUAGUUUGCAUUUACCUCCUCUGGUUAAGAGCCUUUUAGAGUGAUUUGACCUUCAACUUUGCAUCUGUGAAUAUGUCCCAGCUGUAAAACAUCUACACAAUACAGUGUGUCUGUGAAUGUUAUCUGUUAUCUACUGGGACGUGGUGUCCCAUGUAUGAAAGCGCAUCAGAAGCUUCAUUUUAGGGCGUCAGUGUGGUAUACAAGAGUGAUGUCCCUUGUUUAGGAUGGUGCCUAUAGACUACAUUCACUAUUUUGAUUAGGACUCAUCGGGACAAACCGGGGGGGAUUAUCAUUUGUUGUUAUGAUAAUCUGUUCAUGUUGACUGUUGAUUUUUUUAUGUUUAAAUAAAGGUAUUUAAAAAAAAAUAUUUUCAAUUAAGUAAAUUUGCGAGAGCUGUCGGAACUCACAAGUGUUGGUUUUUUGGCACAAUUUUUUUUUUGUUGUUGUCUGUCCCCAAACUGUACUGGAAGUAUUUUUUUUCCAUGGCCAGAACAAAAAUCUUAAUAUGACCUUUUUUAUUACUGUUAUUAUUGGUCACCCCCAGUCCAGGUUCAUUUGCAUUGUUCACUAGUGUUUUCUCCAGCUGUUAAUGGGGAAAAAUUGGCCGUUAAAUUUCCAGACGGGCGAUUUCUGUUUCUUUAAGACUGAAAUUCAGUUUGUUUUAUCAAGAUGUUGUUUUCUUGCCACCCUGCUUGGAAUAAUCAGUCAACUAGAUUUUAACAGUUGCUCUGGAGAGAAAUCUACAUUUUGUUUCAGUGUUGUUGUUGUUCAGUACCAACAAAAUGCAUUUUAAUAAAAAUGGAUUAUUCAUA
Astyanax mexicanus (Mexican tetra) is the source of this 5536-nucleotide messenger RNA. It is a transcript of the gene stag1b, whose product is annotated as stromal antigen 1b. Gene Ontology annotation, molecular function: chromatin binding. Gene Ontology annotation, cellular component: chromatin; cohesin complex; nucleus. The record is from RefSeq and is a predicted model, not a curated record. NCBI's taxonomy places the organism in Eukaryota, Metazoa, Chordata, Actinopteri, Characiformes, Acestrorhamphidae. Bases 328 to 4101 code for a protein of 1257 amino acids. The transcript is spliced from 34 exons. Gene Ontology annotation, biological process: sister chromatid cohesion.